Messenger RNA from Mercenaria mercenaria, 2025 nucleotides. Its product is annotated as alpha-1,3-mannosyl-glycoprotein 4-beta-N-acetylglucosaminyltransferase C-like. Bases 173 to 1318 code for a protein of 381 amino acids. Gene Ontology annotation, biological process: protein N-linked glycosylation. NCBI's taxonomy places the organism in Eukaryota, Metazoa, Mollusca, Bivalvia, Venerida, Veneridae. Gene Ontology annotation, molecular function: acetylglucosaminyltransferase activity. The transcript is spliced from 2 exons. The record is from RefSeq and is a predicted model, not a curated record.
AAAUGAUAAAUUAACAACAAAAGAACGAUGUCCACAGGUUUCAAACAACAAUACCCCAUCAUUGAGGUACUUUACAGAUGCUUUCUUCAAACACCCAUACCAGCCACUUUUAUAUGGAAAACCAAGAUUGAAGAAGGGAUAUCUGACAAUAGGAAUACCAUCUGUACAACGAAUGAACACAGAAAGACUGUAUCUAUUUGAUACACUAGACUCUAUACUCGAAAAGAUGCCUGAGGUUGAACAUCACCAGACAACAAUAGUGGUCAUGGUCUCUGAUGCCAACAAAACAUAUAAUAAUGAAUUAUCCACAAGUGUGUAUGAAAGAUAUAAAGCGUUUUGUGAUCAUGGAAUGAUCCAUGUUAUAAACACGAUUGAUUGUAUAUAUCCUGAUUUAGACAAUGUUAAACAAACAUUUAACGAUUCUCAGUCGAGACUGAAAUGGCAAGCGAAACAAAAUAAAGACUUUGCAUUUAUGAUUCUAUACAGCAGAAAUUUAUCUGAGUUUUAUAUUCAGCUGGAGGAUGACGUCAUCGUGGCGACAGAUUUUAUACAAGAUAUUCGAAAUGUUAUCGCGAGUACAUCCCAGACUUGGUUUCUUUUAGAAUUUUCUCGUUUAGGUUUCAUAGGCAAAUUAUUCCGGUCUUCUGAUUUGGAAUUCGUUUCUAUGUUCCUACUAAAACAUUAUGAUCUUGCUCCGUGCGAUUUUCUUCUAGGGGCAAUGAGGCAUAAAAGAGGACAAAAGAAACCUUUCCAUGCAAAUUAUAGUCUGUUUCAACACAUUGGGAGAUUUUCAUCUUUAAAGAACAAAUUAAUGCCAGUUUUGGACAAUACUUAUAAAGACGGACUAGAACUUGACUUGUAUUUAGAUAUGCCCACAGGAGAUAAUCCGCCAGCGAAAAUUAAAACGUCAUUGAUAACCUACCGGGGACAUAUCCCUAAACAUGCAUAUGACAAUGAUAAUGCCACAUAUUUUUGGGCCAAGACAGCGAGUAAAGACGACCACUUUACAUUGAAUUUUGAAAAGCCUCAUAAUUUUUCUAGAAUUAUAAUUGCUACCGGAGCAGUUGAAACGAGAAAAGAUUCUUUCUACCAUUCGUCUUUAUUAUAUUCUGAAUCAACCUCUUCGGAAGCCUUUGAUAAUAAAAGUUCUUGCGCCAGUAAAUUUUUUAAUCUUGUAGAUUUGGUUUAUGGUGAAAUUGACACCAAAGCGACAGGAACAGUUAUUCCAAAUAAUAUAAAAUGCCUGAGACUUUUGGCGACGAAAGGUAUCAAAAACUGGAUCAUAAUUAGAGAUAUUCAAUUAUUUGUAAAACAAUAAAUUACUUAUGAUCUUGCUUUUUGAUUUAAUGUUCAUAUGAUUUGUGCUACAUCAAUAUGACAAUAUAUUUAGUACAGUCUGUAAUUCAUCGGCAUUUUCUGCUAGUAAAACAGUUUUAUCUGCAUACAAAAGAAAGCAAACUUUAUCAACACCAAAUGUUGUGUUUGCUUGUUUUGGGUUUAAGCCGUUUUUCGACAGUAUUUCAGUUACAGUUAACCUAACCAGUGUUUCUGGAUUCUGUACCAGUACAAACCUGUUUUCCGCAAGUAACUGACAACUUCCCCACAUGAAUCAGAAAUCGAGGACGAAUAAUUUCAGACACAAUGUCUUUAUCAAAACGUUACGGAGAACAUGCUCCUCUCCCGAGGACUGAACUCACGAUCUCGCGUUCCAUAGACCAGUGCUCUCCUUUUUGAGCUAAGCGGGCGGGCUCCCAUUACCAAGAGUAAUUCAUAUGUCAAAACUUUUAAGGUAUACAAUAAGGUCAUUAAGACAGAUUUCAAAGCAAAGGUGACAAGAUACAGCCCUGACUAAGACCCAACUUUACUUCAAGAAAGUCAGUACAAAAAGUAUUUAUUCUUCCACAAGACGAGACAGAUGAAUAAAGGGAUCUAACAGCUUUCAAAAUUUUACCACAUAUACCAGAAUCAUACAUCCUAUUCCAUAUCUUGUCUCUGUUUAAACAUCAUAUGCUUUACUGAAAUCAA